AUAAUUUAUCAAAUUAAUAAAAUUACCUCAUAAAAGUAUUCAUAUCUCGGUAUAAUGGUUAUUAUUGAAAAUAACAAUAGACUGUCCCACUGAACUGUUUUUGUUUACUUCGUUGAUCGCGACAACAUUGGAGUGAUUACACUGGCAUGGCAAAAUGGCUGCCUCGGAGCUGAACGGGAUAGGCAGUUUGGAAGAGAUGUUUCUUGGAGCCUCCCGGAAUGCAACGGCAGAUGCAGAGAACAAGUGCGACAACGCAGAGGGAAUAAGCGAGCAGGAGGAUACGUCGUCGGAUUUACAAACUGAUAAUUGUGAAGCCAUGCAGAUCUAUGCCAUCGACAUGGACAUUAGUGAAACCAUGGGGACCUUCAAAUCACGCGCCGAAGAGGCGUUUAAUCUGGACCUACAAGAUUGCCGCAUCUUAGUUCUUUCCGAAAUGGAGCUGGGAGAUGACGAUACCCUGCAGAAACAAUGUGGAACAAGCAGUGGAACUGUACAGAUACAGUUUGCAGUGAAAGAAGAUAUUGAAGAUUCCAGAGGCUACAUUGACAUUCUUGAUGUCUUGAAAUCAAAUGAAGCAGAAUCCUCUCCUAUUUCGAAGACCGAGGACAUAGCGAGUCCAGAGAAGAAGGCAAGUGGCAAUGAUGAUGGGAAGCCAAACAAGAUUUUGAAGACUAUGCGCUGGAUUGUGUGUCCGACGUUCAAAGAACUGCAGCGCGUGUUGAAAAUUCCCCAGGAUCCACACGAAUGGUCAGCAGCUCAUGUACGGCAUUGGCUGCUGUGGGCCAUUUACCAGUUUGGUCUGCAGGGAAUAAACGUCAACAGCACAUGUUGGAAUAGGAAUGGGAAAGAGCUGUUUUCUUUAGGUCAGACAGAAUUCCAAAAGCUUGUCCCAGAGGAUCCUGCAGAUAUGUUUUACAUGCACUUCGAACUUCUCCGUCGGACGAAUGUUGUUGCUGUGGUUUGUGAUCCAAAUUCUGCAGUACCAAAGCCUGCGCCACCCAAGAGCAACUCGAGCAUGUCCUUCAUCAAAACUGACGCAGUCCAGGCAAAGAAUGCUUUAGAAAAGAUCCCUAAAGAUGUGCCGGAAAAAGCUGAAAAUGGCGAGAGUGGUGAGGGAGGAAGCACAAGCUCUCAGCAGAUUCAGUUGUGGCAGUUUCUUUUGGAGCUGCUCACCACGCCAAAGUUAUAUCCAAUUAUUUCCUGGUGUGGAAAUGAUGGUGAAUUCAGGCUGCACCAGCCUGAAGUUGUCGCAAGUUUGUGGGGCCAGCGGAAGAACAAGCCGAGGAUGAAUUACGAGAAACUCUCCCGAGCCUUAAGAUACUACUACGAAGGGGACAUGAUUUCGAAAGUCUAUGGCAAGAGGUUUGUUUACAAAUUCGUACUGGACUUGAAGAGUGUUGUGGGGUACAGCGCAGACGAAUUGAAGCGGCAAGUUGAAGAAUGUCACGUCAAUUUUUCACCUUCCGUUGUUAUAUAAAGGCACUGUUAUAUAGUUUAUAUAGUUCUAAUGUAAAUAAAGUUGUAUAUUUUUCAAAA
This is a messenger RNA of Macrobrachium nipponense, 1536 nucleotides long. RefSeq names its product DNA-binding protein Ets97D-like. The record is from RefSeq and is a predicted model, not a curated record. Gene Ontology annotation, molecular function: DNA-binding transcription factor activity, RNA polymerase II-specific; sequence-specific DNA binding. Bases 155 to 1477 code for a protein of 440 amino acids. Lineage: Eukaryota; Metazoa; Arthropoda; Malacostraca; Decapoda; Palaemonidae. The transcript is spliced from 10 exons. Gene Ontology annotation, cellular component: nucleus. Gene Ontology annotation, biological process: cell differentiation; regulation of transcription by RNA polymerase II.